This is a messenger RNA of Funneliformis caledonium, 1575 nucleotides long. The record is from the annotation of a GenBank genome assembly. Lineage: Eukaryota; Fungi; Glomeromycota; Glomeromycetes; Glomerales; Glomeraceae.
AUGUCUACUGUUGAAAUUAUCGGUACACGAAAACACUUUGAAGAGAUUCUUAAUGUAAAAGCCAUAGAACUUUUACUUUGGAAAACUAAUCUCGAAAAUAAUAGAAAUAUUUAUCUUGAUGAAAGUUUGGACGAUAGAAUAGAAAAUAAAGCAGAAAAGGUUGGAAAUGUUUUUACUGAUUACACAGGAAAAAAUAUUCGAAUUAUAGUUGGAUUAUCAGUUAACACUGAUGAACAUCAAGACGCUUUUCCUAAAGGUAUAUAUUCAACAAUUCGAAGUACUGAAAUUCAUAGACCUAACCAGUGUUUCAUUACUCUCACAUGUUUGCAAUACAAAAAACCAAAGCCUCUGCUUUAUGUUGUCGUCGUUGAUAAAACUUUUUUACUAAUUUAUCUCUUUCUUUCCGGUGCUGACAUGAAACUAAAAGAAAGAAUUAGAAAUGCAUGGGUAUUCAAUGUCGGCUUCGAAAACGUGCAAUUAGAACCUAGAAUUCUUAAACGACUUCUUCUGGAAAAAAAUCUGGAAUUGAUAAUUGCAGAAUAUGAAGCACCAUUACCAUGGCAAAUGUUUAAGUUAGUAGCCAAAUACGAAGAGAUUGAAAUGAAAGACGCUACGAUUUUUUUAAUUGUCGAUGGAUUACAAAAUAUAAUGAAUUCGAUUAAUGAUUGGAAUGAUCGAUCAUCUGAUUUUUUCCGGACUCUGACUAAUAUACACGACCUUGCUAUGGGUGGUGCUUUCUUGAUUACACUAUGUACUGCAACGGUAACUAAUUCUAUCGAGGUCCUAAAAAUUACGUACCGCAAACGCGUAGAACUACCGAUUGCCUCAUUGAUCCCUCCGACAAUUUGCAAUAAUAACAAUGUGACUCCAGUCUUCGAAAUGACAGAUCAUAUAACCAAAAUUUUAGUGAAUGAUUGUGGAGGGCACGGGAGGGCGCUCGAAGUUUUACAAGAGAUCCUGGAAAAACGUAAUGCGUUCCUAUUUUCUCCAAGUGAUUGUAGAGCUAUAGGUCGGGCGAUGUUAACUCGAGUACUCUUGGAAUCUGAUAAAUUUAUCCCUGGUACGAAUCCAGUGCUUCGAGAUUGGUGUUUUUGUAAUUAUGGUGACCAUAAGUCAAAUUUAAAUCCAAAAAGUCCAACAGGAGCUCAAUUUUGGCAACACUUUGAGCAUUUUGUUGCAUCUUUCCGGACAUUAAAAUCUAGAAUGGUAAAUGAAAAUGAGGUAACAACAAUUGCGAAAAUUCACACUGGAGCAAGAUUGAAUAGUGGUGAUUUUCAAUUUAUAAAUCAUCAUCUUGAAUUAGAAAUUGCAGUUCACCAGGAGGGCACAAAUUCGGCAAAUUAUACUGGAACUAAAAAAGAAAUUAAAUGUGAUAAUGGUAUUGUUUAUGUUCGUAAAGGUAAACAUUGUAUAAUCAACGGAGUCUCAGCACCGUAUGGUGACGCAUUCCUUGGAUUAGAUUUGAAUUCAAACAUCCCAAACCCAAACGAAGUGCAUCAAUAUAAAAAGUUGAAAAAAAUUCUUAACGAGACUGAUUUCCCAAAAAGAACGGAAAAAAUCAGCAUCACCAAAUGA